This is a messenger RNA of Nerophis lumbriciformis (worm pipefish), 1338 nucleotides long. The record is from RefSeq and is a predicted model, not a curated record. Lineage: Eukaryota; Metazoa; Chordata; Actinopteri; Syngnathiformes; Syngnathidae.
AUGAGGAAGAGUUUAGAUCUGGACCAGGAGGGCUGCUACCUGCAGGCCGGCAACAGAGAUUGUCUGCAGGAGUGCGGAUUUAACGCCACGGCCAAGACUAUCUUCAUCAUCCACGGCUGGACGAUGAGUGGUAUUUUCGAGGACUGGAUGCAGAAGUUGGUGGCGGCAGUCAUGCUGCGUGAGAACGAGGCUAACGUAAUCGUGGUGGACUGGAUCCCCAUGGCUCAACAACUUUACCCAGACGCCGUCAACCACACGCACACCGUCGGCCAGGACAUCGCUGCCCUUCUCGACUGGCUUCAGGAUGAGCUGCAGUUGCCUCUUGAGAAGGUGCACCUGAUCGGCUACAGCUUAGGGGCUCACGUAGCGGGCUACGCGGGAACGCACGUUCGAGGAUCCCUUGGGAGAAUCACGGGUUUGGACCCAGCCGGGCCGAUGUUUGAGGACGCGGAGGAGGAGGAGCGCCUCUCUCCAGGUGACGCAGAUUUCGUGGAUGUCCUCCACACGUACACCCGGGAAGCCCUGGGAGUAAGCAUCGGGAUCCAACGGCCAAUCGGGGAUGUUGAUAUCUACCCCAACGGUGGCAAAGUCCAACCCGGGUGCUCGCUAGGCGAAGUGCUAUCCGCUACCGGCGGUAACUUCAUGGAAGCGGUAAAGUGCGAACAUGAGCGAGCCGUGCACCUUUUCGUCGACUCCCUGAUGAACCGGGACCACGUGAGCUACGCUUUCCAGUGCACCGACCCGGAUCGUUUCAUGAAGGGCAUCUGCCUGAGCUGCCGAAAGAACCGCUGCAAUAACAUCGGCUACGAGACCCGCAAGAUGCGCAAGAGACGCAACAGCAAAAUGUAUCUAAAGACUCGUGCGGACAUGCCUUUCGGAGGUUACCAUUACCAGAUGAAGAUGCACGUGUUCAACAAAAAGCAGGCUGACGACGCCGACCCGACCUUCUACGUUAAAUUGAUCGGAGCUCAUAACGACACCGAAGACAUUUUUGUUGAUGUCCACAACCAGCUCAUCGGACUGAACCAGACCAACACCUUCUUGGUGUUCACUGAGAAGGACCUCGGCGACCUGCUGAAGAUCCACCUGACUUGGGAAGGUGACGCCGAAUCCUUCCAUUCCGUGUGGAAGAACUUUAAGAAGAGCUUCUGGGCCUGGAAUCCCUCCCCUGCCAAACCUGUCCUGGAAAUCCGACGGAUUCGCGUGAAAGCCGGAGAAACUCAGAAGAAAUUUACCUUCUGUGCCCAAGACCCAUUGAAAAUGGAGAUCUCUCCCGGUGAAUCGUUAACAUUUGUCAAGUGUCGUGACGGUUGGGAAGUGAAACCGAGAAAACGGUAA